UAGUGGCUGGGGCGGGGCUGGUCGCCGUGGGGUGGCUGGCUGGCUGUGCUGGUGGCGGCCGCCUCGGAGGCGGCGAAAAUGUCGGGCUGCGACGGCAAGAAGUUGGUCCGCUCGCCCAGCGGGCUCCGCAUGGUGCCCGAAAGCCGGGCCGCGCGGAGCCCCUUUGACCUCGAGGAGCCGCCGUGGGUGCCCGACAAGGAGUGUCCCAGAUGCAUGCAGUGCAAUAUAAAGUUUGACUUCAUAACCAGAAAGCACCACUGCAGGAGGUGUGGAAAGUGCUUCUGUGACAAAUGCUGCAGCAAGAAAGUGCCUCUGCCUCGUAUGUGCUUUGUGGACCCAGUGCGCCAGUGUGCAGAAUGUGCUCUCAUUUCUCAGAAAGAAACAGAGUUCUAUGAUAAGCAACUCAAAGUGCUUAUGAAUGGUGCUACAUUCUUAGUAACUGCAGGGACAUCCGAAAAGUCGGAGACAAUGGUUUGUCGACUUUCCAAUAAUCAGAGAUAUCUGUUUUUGGAUGGGGAGAGCCAUUAUGAAAUUGAAAUUGCCAAGAUCUCAACGGUCCAGAUACUUACUGAGGGAUUUACUCCAGGAGAAAAAGACAAUCACACUUACACCAGCCUCUUGGAAAGCGAACACAUUACGGAAGGAGGCAAUACACGUGCGACAGGCAUGCUCCUUCAGUACAAGGUACCAGGCUCAGAGGAACUCAAACAGAUGAAAUUUACUGCUGGUGAAGACUUCAACUCUAAUAAGAAGCUGUCAGCAACUUGGCUAGCAGCUAUGCAUAAGGCUGCAAAGCUUCUUUAUGAAUCCCGGGACCAAUAGCAACAUCUAACUUGAGGGGAAAAGAUCAUCUCUAAGAAUAAGCUUCUCACUCACUACUUGCUAGUUGACAUAUGGUAACAAAUACUUGGUAAUAGGGUCAGACCCCUUCCUGUCCUAAAUGUGGUUCAUUAUGUGAGCACUGGCCAAUUACAACAUGAGUAUUUGACCUAUGAGUAUUCACUAUUUAGUGUGCAAUAUGUAUACAGUUUAUUAAUGCUUUAAAUAUAGCUGUGUAUCUAUGACUUUAUAUUUUGUUAAAUCUUGUCUGCACUUAAUAUGUAAAAUGAAGUGUGACCUGCACUACUGCUAAAUAUAUAGCACAACCUUUGUAGUACAGAUGUAUAACUCAGUUUUUAAAAAAAUGAUCGAGAAUAGCUUUUCAGGUGUGUAGAACUCAGGUUUUCUCUCUUCAUAUCCAAAUGAUCUAUUAAAUCUGCCUUAGAUGUCAUUUUAUAGAAGCCACUUUUUCUUGCGGUGGGGAAUUUGUAUCAUGAGAAUAACACUUUUUUUAAAAAAUAAGAUGUACCAAAUACCGCAAACUGUCCUGUGUAAGUUGACCUUUUUGAAUGAUGCUUCCAGUAUGACUUUUUUUUGAAGUUUUAUAUUCAUGCUUUUUGUGGUAAUUCUUGCUUUGGCUAAUAAAACCUGAUUAAAUACUAUAAA
This is a messenger RNA of Hemicordylus capensis (graceful crag lizard), 1485 nucleotides long. RefSeq names its product zinc finger FYVE-type containing 21 (gene ZFYVE21). Bases 79 to 822 code for a protein of 247 amino acids. NCBI's taxonomy places the organism in Eukaryota, Metazoa, Chordata, Lepidosauria, Squamata, Cordylidae. The record is from RefSeq and is a predicted model, not a curated record. The transcript has 8 exons. Gene Ontology annotation, molecular function: metal ion binding.